Messenger RNA from Anopheles arabiensis, 585 nucleotides. RefSeq lists its product as uncharacterized. Lineage: Eukaryota; Metazoa; Arthropoda; Insecta; Diptera; Culicidae. Bases 55 to 567 code for a protein of 170 amino acids. The record is from RefSeq and is a predicted model, not a curated record. The transcript is spliced from 2 exons.
UGACUGCAAAGUGCGCAGUAGUUUUUAAAUAGAAAACUUCGUUCAGAACACAACAUGAAAACUGUCAUUAUACUGUUCGGCCUAUUGGUUGCGGCAAACGCAAUCCCUUUACAAAGCCAUGACCGUGUUUUUCGUGAGGAAAUAGUUUUGCUAAGAAAGCCGUUUCACAUUCCUUCAUCGUUGCUAAUCUGGCUGCCACACACUGUAAAAUCAAUCAGACGAUCCUUUAACAGACCAGCACUGCGCCAAGACAGCAGUGACCUACCAUGGUGCUCUACUAUGACCGACGAAGAGUGCCUAUUGGUACCAAAUUUCAAUGCGAUCAAAACGAAAAACCAUGAUUAUGUUUUCCAUAAGGAUGUAGUUUUAGGAAAAAGGUGGAUUCCGCUAAAUGUGAUGCAACAAAAUUUAGAAUAUAUCAGACGAUUGUAUUAUAUACCAGCACUGCGCCAAGACAGCAGUAACCUGCCAUGGUGCUCUAUCAUGAACGACGUCGAAAAAUGCCUAUUGGUACCAAAUUUCAAUGCGAUCAAAUCGAAAAACCAUGAAAUUAGCUCCAAAACAUAAAACAAACUCGAAACAAAA